AUGGAGCGGAACUUAGCUGGUGCCCCUAUUUCUAAGGGCAGCACAUCUUAUCAAACAUCGCCGACACACUCAUUUAUGUUUCCCGACUCAGAACGGACAACAAUACAAUACCCCUUAGAUGAGAAGAGACCAGAUGGGUCCGAGGAAGAGCGGCCCGGGACGCAACUCAGCUCAUCUGCAAACUCGAUUAUCGCGAUGAAGGAGGGCCGGGGUAAAGACGUCGAGCAUGGCAACAACGAGCAUGGAGAACACCACAUCGAUGUCAACGAUCCGAACCGACCGAAACUUGGAAUCCGCCAAAGGAUGCACCACUUCACCUGGGCGUGGUUCACAUUACCCAUGAGCACGGGUGGAUUAUCACUUUUGAUAUUUGCUCAACCUCAUCAGUUUCCGGGUCUUCGACAAAUCGGGUUAUUCGUUUAUAUCGUCAACAUUAUUAUCUUCACCUCGUUAGUAUUUGCUAUGCUUACACGGUUUUUCCUUCACCAAGGCGACUUCUGCAAAUCUCUAUCGCAUCCUCGUGAAGGAUUCUUCUUCCCGACUUUCUUCUUGUCCAUCGCUACUCUGAUCACUAGCACCCAGCGAUACGCCAUACCCGACGGCGAUGUGGCGCUAAAAUGGUUCAUUCAAGCUGUCUUCUGGGGCUAUGUUGUUAUUACACUUAUUCUGGCAGUCGGACAGUACAGCUUCGUCUUUGCGACACAUAACUUCGGGUUGCAGACGAUGAUGCCAACUUGGAUUCUGCCGAUCUUCCCCAUCAUGCUUUCGGGAACUAUCGCUUCAGUCAUCGCCGAUACGCAACCGGAUAUCACAGCGAUACCGAUAGUGACCGCUGGAAUGACCUGCCAAGGUCUAGGAUUAUCUGUCGCUGUUAUGAUGUAUGCUCACAUGGUUGGACGUCUAAUGUCAGCCGGUCUUCCGAAUCGCGAACACCGACCCGGGCUUUUCAUGAACGUGGGACCACCAGCUUUCACGGCGCUUGCUUUCAUUGGAAUGGCGAACGGCAUGCCCGACACGUUCGAUCGAGAGAUGGAUGGGUUCAUCGACGUCUUCAUGAUCAGGACUUUCGCAAUCAUCGGUGCCGUCUUCCUGUGGGCGUUGUCUCUUUGGUGGUUCGGCAUUGCUCUGGUCGCAACGAUUAGCUCGCCCCCCAAGUACUUUCACCUGGGCUGGUGGGCGAUGGUCUUCCCAAACACCGGUUUUAUCCUGGCAACAAUAUCGAUAUCCAACGAGCUCAAUAGCGAGGUGGCCAAAUGGGUUGCAACCGGGAUGUCCAUCUGCUUGUUCUUAACAUACUGUUUUGUCUUAUACAGCCAUAUCAGAGCAGUCGUGGUUCAAGAUAUCAUGUACCCUGGGCGAGACGAGGAUGUUAACGAUCAUUAA
This is a messenger RNA of Annulohypoxylon truncatum, 1383 nucleotides long. RefSeq names its product voltage-dependent anion channel-domain-containing protein. The transcript is spliced from 2 exons. Gene Ontology annotation, biological process: malate transmembrane transport. The record is from RefSeq and is a predicted model, not a curated record. Gene Ontology annotation, molecular function: malate transmembrane transporter activity. Lineage: Eukaryota; Fungi; Ascomycota; Sordariomycetes; Xylariales; Hypoxylaceae. Gene Ontology annotation, cellular component: membrane. The coding region runs from base 1 to 1383 and encodes 460 amino acids.